Molecule: messenger RNA, 1248 nt
Organism: Pyricularia grisea
Lineage: Eukaryota; Fungi; Ascomycota; Sordariomycetes; Magnaporthales; Pyriculariaceae
Exons: 3
Coding region: 162-854 (230 amino acids)
Biological process (GO): DNA-templated transcription
Cellular component (GO): RNA polymerase II, core complex; RNA polymerase I complex; RNA polymerase III complex
Molecular function (GO): DNA-directed RNA polymerase activity; DNA binding
Source: RefSeq, a predicted model, not a curated record
GCUCGGCAUCACGAACUCAGACAUACGCCGUCAAUCGCAUUUGGACCAGCGACACGAGGACUCGGUCUCGAAGACACAUACAAUAAUCAAACGCUCUACUCGUCAAUCGACAAACAAAGACUUCAUUUUAAUUUGCGUUAAUCUCGAAACCACCAACAGCCAUGGAUAGCAACGCGAGGCUUGCUGGGGCGCGCAAGCUAUGGAGGGCUUGGAGAACGAUACAUCAGAUGCUCUCAGACAGGGGCUAUGAGCUGUCCGAAGAAGAAUGCAACAUCUCUAUAGAACGUUUCCUUGCCGACUUCACCGAUGGGAACGGCAAUGUAGAUCAAUCAAAACUUACCUUCUCGGCGCGACCCUCGGAUGCCAUGUUAAAACUGCACGCUCGCAUCCCCACACCCACUGAUCCAGACCCUGCUCCCGACUGCGGCUCGAUCUGGGUCGAGUUCAUCAACGAGGAGAAGAUCGGUGUCGGCCGGACCAAGCAGUUCGUUGAGCAGCUUCUUCAAUCCGGCUUCCGCGAUGGCAUCCUGGUGACGCAAGGUGCGCUGUCUUCCGGUGCCCGUCGCGCCCUCAGCGCGACCGGAUCUGGCGACAACAAAGUCGAGGCCUUCAUGUUGGAGGAUCUGCUGGUCAACAUCACCCACCACGAACUGGUUCCGAAGCACGUCAUGCUCAGCAGGGUCGAGAAGAAAGCUCUCCUGGAGCGUUAUAGGCUGAAGGAGACACAGCUGCCGCGAAUUCAGACCAAGGAUCCGGUUGCGAGGUACCUGGGGCUGCAAAGGGGCAACGUGGUCAAGAUUAUAAGGCACAGUGAGACUGCCGGUCGAUACGCCAGUUAUCGUCUUACGGUAUGAGGUAUGGUGGGCCAGUUUUGUUUUAAAUCGAUUGGUCACCUUUUAUUUCUUGUAUUUUUCUCAUCGACUACAGGGAAGCAGGCGUUAAUUAGGGGUGGAACUGGCUUAUACCUAUUUUGUGGGCGGCGUGUUCAUCAAAAGGUCGCUUGUUAGUGCCGGUAGGAAUUGAUGACCGCUUCUUUCUCGGGAUAUGCUCAAUGUCAAAAUGAAAAAAAAAGGGGUGAAAAAAAAAUCAAAAUAAUUCAUCUUUUUUUUAGAAGACGACGGAUGAACCCCUGACGCGAAGAUGGACGCGCUUUCCACCUUCACAUGCAAUCACUCUGUAUUAAAACAUAGGAAUAACUUGAUUACCAGGGUGCCUGUUCUGGCCUUUACACUACUACCUCUCAGGAAC